AUGGGUGGGGACGGGUGCAGUGGGGAGGGGCACGGGUCUCUUCCCUACCUAGAAACCUUAAGGCUUGAGAAAGGACCCCGGGGCCUGGCAGCUGCUGCCUCUAAGCGAGCAGAGGACAGAAGACAGUUUGGGGACGAGGCGCGUUCGCAGGCGGUUGGCGACCGUUGGGAGUGGACAGGGCACGGCUGGGGGUCGCCGACGUCACCGCGCGCGCACCGGGCGGCUCUCCCGGGACCGCUGGGACCGGGAGACUCCGGACCUGAAGGCGACCCGGAGGACUCCAGUCGCCAGCGCUCUUGCCGGUUCCGACGAGGGGUGACGGAGGUCUGCGCCGAUGAGCGAGGGCCAGGGCGAGGGCGCCCGGGCGCAGCCCCCAGCCUCGGCGCCUCUGCAGGCGGCCGGAGCCGAGCCGGUGCGGUGCCUGGACGCGGCCGGCCAGCAGGGGGCGCGACUCGUCCCCCGGGGCCCCGCGGCGACCGAGGCCAGCCUGGAGGAGUGGACGCCGUUCCCGGCCUCGCUGUGGCUGUUUCCCGACCUGCUGGAGCACAGGAUGCAGUUUUAGAAGCUGGGGAGCAUCGGGGCCCAGCACGCCCCCGACUUCUGGCCGCUCUGCCUCCCUCAGCGCUCAGCUGUUGCAGUGCCCUAACCUGCCCCAGGCCCUUGGCACCAAAUGACGCUUGGCGGAACCAUCAAGGCCUGAAAGCACGCGCAGUCUUGUGUGUGGCCAUGAUGGCCUGGAGGACUGCUCUCACCAGCGGAAGGCUGUGGCUUUCUUCUGCCAGGUACAAUGGGCAGACAACUUCCUGCGUCAGCAUUGGGCACUGGGAGGAAAUGCAGGGGUCAGGAGCUGAGGAGGGGCAGAGCGCUUUCCCCUAGGGAUGUGCUGAUGGACACCUCUGGCAGUUCUGGGUGCGCUUGGCACCGCAAGUUUGGGCUGAGCCAGCCACCCAGAGAAGGGGGAGAGUGCUCCUUCACCAUGUCUUUCAGCAAGGGCUCACAGCUGGGUAGAUGUCUACCUGAUUAUAGUCUUCUUCCUUGUUCCCAACUCACUUCCAGAAAUAUCUAAAGGAGGGAAGAGAUAAAUGCAUAGGUGGAUUUCCCAUGGGCUGCAAUGGAGGGUUGCACUUCCCUGGAAGCACCCCAUGGCCUCCGAUGAAUCUCGGCUCCCCAGGAGGGCGGAACCUCUUGAUGAGGCUUCAUUUGGUGAGACUGGACUACAGCUGCACUCUGGGGGAGUUUGUUUGCUUUUAGAUUCUCUACAGUUGGCUCCCUUUUCUAUACCAAUUCUUGCUUUAGACAAGAGGUUUCUUCCUGUUCCAUCAUUUUCACUUGUUUCCAUGGAAAAUAUUACCUGCCUCUCCAAUCACAAUGUAACUGCCACAAGGUCACAAGUUCUGCCUUAAGUCACUGCUCUGUCCUCACUGCUUAAAAUAAUGUUUGGUCCUGAGUUAAGUGCUUGAUAAGAAAUAUCUGUGGAAUUCUGAAU
Oryctolagus cuniculus (rabbit) is the source of this 1486-nucleotide messenger RNA. NCBI's taxonomy places the organism in Eukaryota, Metazoa, Chordata, Mammalia, Lagomorpha, Leporidae. The record is from RefSeq and is a predicted model, not a curated record.